Molecule: messenger RNA, 825 nt
Organism: Knipowitschia caucasica
Lineage: Eukaryota; Metazoa; Chordata; Actinopteri; Gobiiformes; Gobiidae
Source: the annotation of a GenBank genome assembly
AUGUCCAAAGAGACCGUGCGUCCUCCUGCUGAAGGGCCGGCGGGUGCUGGACAGGGCCCUGAGCUGGAGACGAGACCUCUACUGUCCACUGCACACGAUGUUACGGACACUGACUCAACUGGAAGAAACCUGUCGUCCUGGAAACCAAUCUUGGAAGGUCAUGUGACAGAGGAUAGAACCAAUCACCACGAGCCGAUCAGAACUCAGCCUCAAUCUGCAUCGCAGCCGUCUAAAGAAGUUGUUCUAAAAGAUGACACCAAAGACCAAAGUGAGCUUCACCACAAGGCUGUCGACUCAACCGCCUUGAGUAACGGAAAUGGCAUCCACUCGGGACUGAGCGGGAGCGCGCGCACGUGCAAAUGCGGCACCAAUGGCAGCCGAAACACCUCUGUGUCUGGAACUGGGACGGCCAUGGUCCACUCGUCCACCAUGACGGAGCAGCCUCGGCCCUCCUCCGGGUCUGUGUCCCAGAAGAUGCAGAGAAAGCUGCGGUCCAGUCUGUCCGUCAACAGUGACAGUAGCCGCCGCAGUAAAGGCAGUUCGACCAGCUCACACAAGCCGCCUCUACCUGAAGACUGUUGCGUGCACUGCAUCCUGGCCUGCCUGUUCUGUGAGUUCCUGACGCUGUGUAACAUGGUGGUGGCCCAAGCCUCCUGCGGCACGUGCACUUCGGAGGGCUGCUGCUGCUGCUGUGCUGGAGAAGACCUGGGAGACGACUGUAACUGCCCCUGUGACAUGGACUGCGGAAUCAUGGACGCCUGCUGCGAGUCCUCCGACUGCCUGGAGAUCUGCAUGGAGUGCUGUGGCAUCUGUUUCCCCACAUAG